Molecule: messenger RNA, 2167 nt
Organism: Triplophysa dalaica
Lineage: Eukaryota; Metazoa; Chordata; Actinopteri; Cypriniformes; Nemacheilidae
Product: SLAM family member 9-like
Exons: 4
Coding region: 431-1030 (199 amino acids)
Source: RefSeq, a predicted model, not a curated record
UCGCAGACUCUUCUCAUAUGGACGCAACGAAGGACAUGAAUUUGAGAUCCUAUUAAACACUCUCUUUACUUUCUGUACGGUUAGUUUUGAUUGCAAAAAGAGGACAUAAUACGAUUUGUAACGGCAGGGUGACUGUGAUAUCGCUCCAGUGUCUGAACAUCGUGUGUGUUCAUCGACUAAAAUGCGUUUCAUUUCGCUCGGUUCAAGGUACAGGGUGCGGCAAUGGCGACAUGACUGUCGAAGCAUUCUGGGAUCUGAUCUAGAGCGAAGAACUAGAAGAAGAAAAGAAGAAACAUGAAUAAUCGCAGUUUAUCCACAGUAAGAAGAGGACUGAACAACACAUCGCUCUCUGUGAGCUGAACAGAAGAGAUCACUCAUCACACCAGGUGUGUUUGAUGUUGAUGCAGAUGAAGUGAAGUCAGUGUCAGUGAUGGAGGGAGAAUCUGUCACUCUACACACUAAUCUUACUGACAUACAGAGAGAUGAACAAAUACUUUGGCUGUUUGGACUUCAAGCGACUCGUAUCGCUGAAAUCUAUUAUCAGAAACCCAAGACAUAUGAUAAAACUGGAAGAUACGGAGGGAGACUGAGGAUCAACACUCAGACCGGAUCUCUCACCAUCACAAACAUCACAAGCACAGACUCUGGACUUCAUGAACUUCAGAUCAUCAACAGCAGAGGAACUUUGUUCAAGAGAUUCAAUGUUACUGUCUAUGACCGUCUGACCGUUCCCAUCACAAACCAAACUCAACAUCUCAACAUCACACAUGACUUAAAGAAAUAUCCAGAUGUGAACCGUUCACAUGUUUGUGCCAUCGCAGCAGCAGCAGUGUUCAUGGUUAUCAUCAUGAUUGUUGUUGCAGUCAAACAUCGUUGUGUUUGUCUGUCACUAAACAAUCAGGGCAAGAAUGUAAGUAUUACAGCAAAUAUUACAGCAAAUACAACAAAUCUUGUCACCUGCUUUUUUUCCCAAGAGUUUCAUUUUAAACUCUCCCGUUACACACUUCCUUAUAUAAACAUUUACUUUUAAUUUAUUCACCCUCAGGCCAUCCCAGCUGUAACAUAUACAGUGCUUCAGGGUCAAGUUUAUUAAUCCACUUAGGGGCCAUUUAUUUCUCAGCCAGCAGUAAAAAGACUAUAUCCACACCUUUCCAGCAGUUAUCUGUCAGUUUAGUAAAUCCUGACAGUAGGUUUUUUUUACGUUUGUGCUGGCACAAGCUAUAUCACAAGAUAUGACGAUCAUUUCGUUUACUGAUCUGAUUAUAUAUUUGUUCAGUUAAAGAUUGUAGCUUUAAUGAUUGAAAUAGGCCCUAUGAGUGUUAUUGAUGCUUUUUAUGAACAUAUUUAAUCAAUAUUAGAUUAGAUUAGAUGAUUAGAUUAGAUUCAACUUUAUUGUCAUUACUCAUAUCCAAUUACAGUGUAACGAAAUGUAGUUAAGGUCUAACCAGAAGUGUAAUUUGCCCUUGUUCAGUGUAGUUUUACAGAGACCCACCAGGGAUAAAGUUUUACCACUAGCAGCUUGAAAAGUAGUUUUAUGCAGACAUUGUUUGUAGUACACUGUACUAAAUUUGAUUUCUGCCUCCCUUAAGACAGAUGUCUGAUGUCUCUGAUGAUGCUCAGCUCUUCUGGAUCUGAUGCUGUAAACCAAUCUGAUCACAUCUUUAACUGAUCUAUACAGAAGAUAAAAAAGACAUCAGUUUGCAAACUUCAACAAGCUGCUGAUAACUUUCUCUGCAUUUCUUAACUUCAAUGUAUCUUAGCAAUUGAGAAUGUUUGUUAUAGUCUACUUUAUGAAUGCUUAUUACUUUUGACAUCUGUUACCCAAAAUGGCACUUUUGCGCAUUGCUGGGAUUUAGGUGUUACUUAGGAGUCACUCUCCAUUCGUCAACAGAAAACUGUUCCCCAUCAUAACAUUAUUGUUCCCGGUUGUUAGUGGCCUAUUUCAGCACUCGCACUGCAAACACUUCUCAGGAAUGCUUGAGGAACAUGAUACAGACUUGAGGGUUUUACCCUUGCUUCCAAAGUGCCCAGAUCUCAAUCCAUGACAGUUCCUCUUCACAACCUCAGGACUUGAAGGAACUGCUGCACUUUUUUGUACAAUGUAUUUACAUUUUUGUAUUUUGUAUGUGUGUGAGUAUAUAAAUAUUCAAUAAAUGAAUUGCUCAUA